This is a messenger RNA of Capsella rubella, 3203 nucleotides long. Its product is annotated as two-component response regulator ARR18. Gene Ontology annotation, molecular function: DNA binding; DNA-binding transcription factor activity. Lineage: Eukaryota; Viridiplantae; Streptophyta; Magnoliopsida; Brassicales; Brassicaceae. Bases 1021 to 2988 code for a protein of 655 amino acids. Gene Ontology annotation, biological process: phosphorelay signal transduction system; cytokinin-activated signaling pathway; regulation of DNA-templated transcription. The transcript is spliced from 8 exons. The record is from RefSeq and is a predicted model, not a curated record. Gene Ontology annotation, cellular component: nucleus.
CCACAAGACUCCAUGGCUGAGUGAUUGAAGAACUCAAAACCCAGCUUCAAUGGCGCCUACAACAUCUGAAUCAACUUAACCGAGAUAUUUCUUACACCCAGAUUGAAACCACACUACAAUAAGCAGUCCAUAUUCUCCCUGAAUAGAACAUCAAAAAUCCUUAAUUCUCCAAUUCCAAAUUCCAUAGCUGAUCAAUUCAAUGGGAACCACAUUCAAGCCAAGUCAACCCAGGGGACUCCACAACAUCAUAAAUCCAAAGAUGGAUGAAAUCAAAUUCCUGGAAUCGAUCACAACACAGUUCCAAUGGUUUGGAAAUCUAAAAAAAAAUAUAACUCUAUGGUCUCUACACAAGGAGCAGCUUGGCACGAAACAGACAACAACGUGUCUUUAGAGUGCAAUGGGAUAGUUGAUUUGAAGAGACCACAGAAUUGUCUAUAUUUUGUUAGCUGUCCAAUGAAAAGGAAACUGGAAAUGAUUCAGUGUGGUAGUGGUAAAUGAGACCAAAGACUAGUUUUCGAACGGUGCAUAGUUCCAAUGGUUUUGGGAACAAAUGAAGAUGGUGAGGGAUUGCAGCAACAACCUGUGUGUGGAGCAGUGCAACUUCAUUGGCUCUGUGAUUUUAGAUAAGAAUAGCCAAGAAGGUAACAGAGUAAUCAUAAGAAUGUGGAGUAAAAGUCAACACUUUCGAAUGUCUGAAUGUGAUCAGAAAAGGGAAGAUUCAACAAACAAAAGGAAAGUAGAGGAACAUGUGACUCUCGACGUCCCCAUAAAUGGAAACAAGAGCAUAAACAGAAGGAAAUUUGUGAUUAUGUGGAGAAUUAAGGGCCAGAUUAACGCCACAAUCACUCUCUUUUUUUGGGCCUCUCAUUCUUUUCCUUUACAUUUGCGUUUAGGAAUUUGGUCUCCUUGUCCAAAUUCCAGGUUUUAAGAAUAAGCAGAUCAGAUUCAAAUCUAUGUACGAUUUCCUUUGGGGCCGAGAACACUAGAGAGGAGACUUGCAGACGUAUUGCAUCAUCAACUAUGGAGUUUAAAAGCGCUGAAGAGGGAAGAAUUGAGAAGUUCCCGGUAGGAAUGAGGGUUCUUGCUGUGGAUGACAAUCCAACCUGCCUUCGGAAACUGGAAGAGUUGCUGCUUCGUUGCAAGUAUCAUGUGACGAAGACAAUGGAGUCGAAGAAAGCUCUGGAAAUGCUGAGAGAGAAUAGCAACAUGUUUGAUCUGGUGAUAAGCGAUGUAGAGAUGCCAGACGCCGAUGGCUUUAAGUUGCUUGAAACUGGUCUUGAAAUGGACCUUCCUGUCAUCAUGUUGUCAGCUCAUAGCGACUACGACAGCGUAAUGAAAGGUAUUUUACAUGGUGCAUGUGAUUAUCUGGUUAAGCCUGUUGCCCUCAAGGAGCUUCAGAAUAUAUGGCAUCAUGUUGUGAAGAAGAACAUUAAAUCUUACGCAAAAAACAUAGGCACUUCCCGCCAACUGCUUCCACCUUCUCAAUCCGAUCUUGUCCCAGGCGUCAGCAAGAAACGUAAAGACAAAGUCAAUGACAGUGGUGAUGAUGAUGACAGUGACAGAGAAGAGGAUGAUGGCGAGGGGAGUGAGCAGGAUGGUGACGAGUCAGGUACUCGGAAGAAGCCACGUGUUGUUUGGUCACAGGAGCUCCACCAGAAGUUUGUCAAUGCUGUUCAGCAAUUGGGCCUCGACAAGGCUGUUCCCAAGAAAAUACUUGAUCUCAUGAAUAUAGAAGGUCUCACUAGGGAAAAUGUAGCCAGCCAUUUGCAGAAGUACAGACUGUACUUGAAAAAGAUAGACGAGGGUCAGCAGCAAAAUAUGACCCCAGAUGCAUUUGGAACAAGAGAUUCAUCUUACUUUCAAAUGGCUCAACUUGAUGGGCUUAGAGAUUUUACUGCCACAAGACAACUGCCAAGCUCGGGACUCUUAUCACGUUCCCAUCUCACCAAAAUCCAACCCCAUUUGUAUUCAUCAAUAAAUCUUCAAGGAAUGAACUCCUCCGGCUUCAUCCAACAGGGGCAUCACCAGAGCUCAAGCAACUCAGCUAAUCCAUUUGGAACAUAUCACAGUACUCUGCCACCAAGAAUCCAGAACGUUAAUCUCUUUCAGCGAACUUCAUCUCCACUAGAAUCCCUCCAGUUUCCUAGAAGCAAGUGUUCUGCAUACAUGGGAGAUUUUAAAAGCAUAGGGGACCGACCAAUUGGUGGUGGCUUCGUAGAUUCUUGUAUGUCAUAUGGUAGCUCUAGCACCUCUUUGCCAAGUGCUUCAACCAAUACUCUAAUGUUGCAAGGAAACUAUACACAACCCUUGCAUACGGUCUCGAGUGUAAACCAGCCUUGCAUCGAGAAAACUCUGUCCAACGCUGCCUCCCCAAACAUCAGCGUCCAAGGCUUGUCUAGACUUCCUAGUCAAAGCUGGCAAGGGAAUUUAAACACAACCAGAUUCCUAUCAAAUUCCUCUCCACUAAAUCAUGCCUUCUUCCCGGAUCAAGUGACAUGUGCAGGGAACAAUCUGGGAGACUGUAGCUCUUUGGUUUCUGCAGGGAAUCCUGGCGGAGGGAUGCAGUGCGAGCCUCAAUUACUUGGCGGCUUUUUGCAGAACAUUAAUUCCUUAGACGGACAGAAAUGGGAGCAACAGAACUGCAGCAUGGUGAACAAUACAUUCGGUAACGUUGAGUAUCCCCUACCAGGAGAUAACAUGGUAUUCAGGGAAAACAAUGCGGCAAGAAGCAAAGGCGUGGAUGAGUCAUUGAUGAGCCCAAUAGAGAACAGUGGAAAUGUCAACAGUCAGGAGUAUGUAGGAAAACCUAGUACAAUGGUAAGUGCGGAGAUGAUGAAGUCGGGAAAGCCAGAGAAUGCUCAUAUUGACAACCAGAACCAGCACGAUGUAUUUGAUGACAUUAUGAAUGAGAUGAUGAAACAGGAGGAGAAUAACGGGAUGGUGUCAGUGGCUGCUAGAUUUGGGUUUGAUUCAUUUCCUCCGCCUUAGUAGUAAUCUCCUUCUGUACCGGUUGUUGCAUUAUCUUGCUCCACUUGAGAGACCAUUUUGCCAUUGUUUUUUUUCUUUUUGCAUUUUCUGUCCACAUAGUUAAACUCCGAUUGUCAAUAGAUCAUCAGCUGACACAGUGCACCAACAUGUUUCAUACCCUCAUUUAUGAAUUGGAAUUGGAAUUGGCAGUGAAAGCGACUAUUACAAAUUUUACU